Apis florea (little honeybee) is the source of this 2130-nucleotide messenger RNA. It is a transcript of the gene Ate1, whose product is annotated as arginyltransferase 1. Gene Ontology annotation, cellular component: cytoplasm. The record is from RefSeq and is a predicted model, not a curated record. Gene Ontology annotation, molecular function: arginyl-tRNA--protein transferase activity. Lineage: Eukaryota; Metazoa; Arthropoda; Insecta; Hymenoptera; Apidae. Gene Ontology annotation, biological process: protein arginylation.
UACAAAUUUAUUCAAAAAUAAGGUGAGAUGACAGUAGCAAUUCCACUUCCUGUUUAGUGAGAAUUUGUAAAUAUGUGAUGAUGUUGUGUCAAUAUCAUUAAUGUAAAAUUUAUAUCGUAUAAUAAAUAAAAAUAUUGCAUGAUCUUUGUUGAUAAUUGAAUCGUUGUGACUAAUGCAAUAAUAAUAAAACGAAUAAAUAUAGCGAAAAAAUGGCGAGACAAUCGUAUAGUAUUGUUGAGUAUUAUGGUGAACAAGACAAAUAUAGAUGUGGUUAUUGUAAGAGUCCAAAUACAAAUUUCAGUCAUGGUAUGGGUACACAUAUAUUGACUGUUCAAGAUUAUCAAGCUUUAAUAGAUAGAGGUUGGAGAAGAUGUGGUUCUUAUUGUUAUAAAUCUACUAUGGAUCAAACAUGUUGUCCAAUGUAUACAAUUAAAUGUGAAGCUUUAGAAUUUAAAAUUUCUAAAUCACAAAAGAAAGUUUUGAAAAGAAUGGCAAAAUUUUUAAAAAAUGAAUUACAUAAAAAUGAUACUAUGGAUAUAUGUGAAGGAGAUUAUCGCGAUAAUACAGAUAUUGAAGAAAUUCCUAAUCACGAUAAACAAUUUCUAAAAGCUAGUAAAGAUAUUUCUGAUAUGAAUGUAAAAUUUAUUGAUGACGAUAUUAAUGCAAGAUUACAACCUACUACAUUAGAUAAAGGAAAGAAAAAAUGUGAUUUAAAUAUCAAACAACAAAAUUCUGAAAGUACACCUGUUAUAUCAAAUCUUGAAGAUAAUAGCCAUAACACUUCCCAAAAUUUAGAAUCAGGAAUGAAUCCUUCUCAAACUCCUUGUAUGAAAGCAAAAUUUUUACGUAAACAACGAAAACAAAAUAAAUUAAUGGCACAAGGAAAAUCUCAAGAAGAAAUAGAAGCUAUUUUCAAAGAAAGUAAGCAAGAGAAUCAAGUUAAAAGUUUGGAGGAAUUAUUUGAUGAAGUAUAUAAUGAAAAUAAUAGAUUGCAGCUGAAACUAGUUAGAACUUCACCAAUGAGCUCUGGAUACCUAAACACUUCAAAACAAUCUUAUGAGAUAUAUAAAAAAUAUCAAACAACAAUACAUGGAGUUUUAGCAGAAAAGGUUACAAAGAAGCAAUAUACAAGAUUUCUUGUGAAAUCACCUUUACAGAUAAAAUUGGUGAGAACAAUGUCGGAUGAGUUUAUUAAAACUCUUAAAGUAAGUGCAAAUCUCUUUAAAAAAUAUCAAAUGACUAUUCAUGGUGAAUCAGAAGAGGAAUCAGAUGAUGAAUCAUUCUUCAACUUCCUUGUAAAAAGUUCUUUACAGCCAUGGACUCCGGAUGACGGACCACCAAGUGGAUAUGGUUCAUUUCAUGAACAAUAUUGGUUAGAUAAUGAAUUAAUUGCAGUUGGAGUAAUAGAUAUUUUACCAUCUUGCGUUUCAAGCGUUUAUUUUUUUUAUGAUCCGGCAUAUUCUCAUCUGUCACUUGGAACAUUUAGUUCUCUUCGAGAAGUUUACUUGACAAGACAAUUAAAUAAAAUAGCAAAAGAUUUGAAAUACUACUAUAUGGGAUUUUAUAUACAUAUAUGUCCCAAAAUGCGGUAUAAAGCACGAAUGAAACCAUCAAAGCUAUUAUGUCCUGAAACUUAUAUGUGGUUUGAUAUAGAACCAUGUUUAUUAAAAUUAGAUAAACAAAAAUACAGUAGACUGAAUGAUGAUGUUAAUGCUAUUGAUGAAGAUGGUAUAGUUGAUAUUCAUAAGAUACUAGUUUUAUAUCAGCAAACUGCAAUGUCGUAUGAAAUAUAUACAAAACAAGUUCACCAAGCAGUAACACAAGAAGAGGAGAAUGAGAUUAAAGAAUAUGCUAAUUUAGUUGGAAUGAAAUGUGCACAGAGAUUGUUGCUUUAUCGUUAUUAAAAGCUUGCAAAUCUGUAAGAAAUUUUAAUUCAUAUAUUUCAUUUUAUAUAUAAAGAACAAUUUUAUGUUUUAUCAAAAGAAAAAUGGUUGAAAACUAUUAUGAAUUAACAAAAAAAAUUAAUAAUCGAAAUUAAUCAAAUUAGUAGUUUUGAAUAAAGUAUUUGUGAUGAUAAAUGUAUAAUAACUUAACAAAUUCUUACCAAUAAAAAUGAUUCUUUGUGCUGUA